Messenger RNA from Botrytis fragariae, 2883 nucleotides. Its product is annotated as putative lipoic acid synthetase precursor protein. Gene Ontology annotation, cellular component: mitochondrion. NCBI's taxonomy places the organism in Eukaryota, Fungi, Ascomycota, Leotiomycetes, Helotiales, Sclerotiniaceae. The coding region runs from base 1 to 2883 and encodes 960 amino acids. The record is from RefSeq and is a predicted model, not a curated record. Gene Ontology annotation, molecular function: 4 iron, 4 sulfur cluster binding; lipoate synthase activity; FAD binding. The transcript is spliced from 6 exons. Gene Ontology annotation, biological process: lipoate biosynthetic process.
AUGGCAUCGAUGGUACCAAGAUUCAGAUGUCUAAAUGCACCUCCAUUGAGACAGGCAUCAAGGAAUAUUCUUGCAAUUCCUUUCACAGCUACACGCUCCCUCGCCACUGAGACAGAUGCAUCCAAGCCAGAACCUAUCACCAAAAGACGUCCUACAUACUUCAAAGACAAGAUCAAUGCCGUUCCAUCGUUUUCCGAGUUUGUGGGCUUGCCAGACAAACCCUUAACCCCUGAUGAUGCACUCGAACUGCGAACUGCGAUGGUUGGGCCACCAGGAAAGAAGAGACAAAUCACCAGAUUACCUGAAUGGUUGAAGACGCCCAUCCCCGACAAUUCGAAUUACAAGAAGAUUAAGAAGGAUUUGCGAGGUUUGAACUUACAUACUGUGUGCGAGGAAGCAAGAUGUCCGAAUAUUUCGGAUUGUUGGGGUGGUGGUGAUAAGAGUGCUGCGACUGCGACGAUCAUGUUGAUGGGAGACACUUGCACAAGAGGAUGUCGAUUCUGCAGUGUUAAAACUGCAAAAACGCCAGCGCCAUUGGAUCCUCACGAACCGGAACAUACUGCCGAAGCAUUGUCGAGAUGGGGUUUGGGAUAUGUCGUUUUGACAUCGGUGGAUAGAGAUGAUCUUGCAGAUGGAGGGGCUAGACAUUUCGCAGAGACCAUUAUGAAGAUUAAACAAAAGAAGUCGUCGAUAUUGGUUGAGGCUUUGACUGGUGAUUAUGCGGGAGAUUUGGAAAUGGUGAAAUUGGUUGCGGAAAGUGGGUUAGAUGUUUAUGCGCAUAACAUGGAGACGACUGAGGAACUCACACCGUUUGUUCGAGAUCGAAGAGCGAAAUAUAGACAAAGUUUGAAGGUUUUGGAUGCAGCCAAGAAGGCUAAGCCUUCGUUGAUCACGAAGACAAGUAUUAUGCUUGGGUUGGGAGAAACUGAAGAAGCAUUGUGGCAAACAUUGAGAGAUCUUCGAGAAGUCAAUGUUGAUGUCGUUACGUUCGGUCAAUACAUGCGCCCAACUAAGCGACACAUGAAAGUAGAGGAAUAUAUUACGCCCGAAGCUUUCGAGAUGUGGCGUCAACGCGCGCUAGAUCUUGGUUUCUUAUACUGUGCUAGUGGACCUCUAGUGAGAAGUUCCUACAAAGCUGGUGAGGCAUUCAUAGAGAAUGUUCUCAAGAAGAGAAAGGGUGUAACGAUAUUGACUGAUGAAGCGACGGGUAUGGCUAAAGCGACUAAUGAGCAUUCCCCUCCUAGUCCCGACGCUCCUUUCCCAGCCUAUCAUUUCUACAACAACAAUUCCCUAAAGAAAUCGCCAAUCAAAAUGUACCUCCGUCUCCCCCUUACCUCGCUUAUCCUCAGCACCUUUACCCGCAGCUCCUUCUCCCAAACUUCCCCCUCCGAUCCCGAAUCGUACGCCUCCCAUCUCCUGCAAGAAUGUCUUCAAGCGCGCUCCGUUCCCUAUUCGAAUGCUACUUCUCCGAACUGGGCCAAUUUGACUACUCCUUUCAAUUUACGUCUGCAGUAUACACCUACGGCGGUAACGUUACCGAAGACGCAGGAGCAGGUGGGGAAUAGCGUUGUUUGUGCGGCGAGUGCGGGGUUGAAGGUCCAGCCGAGGGGUGGGGGUCAUAGUUAUGCAAGUUUUAGUAUUGGCGGGAGGAAUGGGAGUGUGGUGGUGGAUAUGAGUGGUUUUGAUGAAAUUUUGGUGGAUCGCGAAACCUAUAUUGCGAAGAUAGGCGCGGGACAGAGAUUGGGUAAUGUGGCGUUGGGAAUUCAUGCGCAGGGUGGUAGAGCUUUGCCGCAUGGAACAUGUGCUGGUGUUGGAAUAGGCGGACAUGCAACUCACGGCGGAUAUGGAUACGAUUCCCGUCUCUGGGGACUAGCCCUCGACACAAUCGUCGGACUCGACGUCAUCCUCGCCAACGGCACAUUUGUCCACACAAGCGAAGCUGAGAAUGCCGAUCUCUGGUACGCAUUGCGAGGCGCCGCCGAUGCUUUUGGCAUCGUCACACAUUUCUAUAUGCAAACACUUGCUGCACCAGCUGAAGUUACAUAUUUCACCGCCAAUCUCUCAUCUACGCUUUCCAGCGCCGAAAAAGUCUCUACUGCGUUUUUGAAAACUCAAGAUUUUGUUCGCAAGAGUCCUUUACUUACACCGAAUAUAUCAUUUGGAUUUAAUGUCAAUAGUGCAGGCGGUCUUGCUAUCACAGGAAUGUGUACCUUUUGCGAUCUUGUCCAUUUCCGGGAUAUUGUUUUCCCGGAGCUUGUAUCAGGUUUCGAUAUCGAUUCCCGGAAUAUAACGAAUCUAUCCUGGAUCGAUACACUCGCUACCCUCGCCGCACCUGAUCCUCUCGCUCAGCCCCUCUUAAACUACAAUUUACACGACACUUUCUACGUCAAAUCUCUCGUUACCAAAAACGAAAAUCCCCUAACCCCCGAAGCAGUCUAUGCAUUUUUCUCCUAUAUCCUCUCCCAUCAAUCUCCACAAAUCCCCUACUUCUCCAUCAUCAAUCUCUACGGAGCUCCCGGCUCCGCAAUCGACAGCGGAGAGAUAUCCUCCUCUAGUCAUGCAGAUAUGGAUGCUCUCUGGGUAUUCCAAAACUACGGAUACACGCCCACUCAUCUCCCACCGUGGGAUUCUCGCAUCACGCAAGUGAUUGAAGGGAUGACGAAUGUGGUGAUUGAUGCGCAACCCAAGGGGAAUUUCUCGGGUUAUGUAAAUUACGUGGAUCCGGAUUUGGACGCGGAGGAAGCGGCGGAAAUGUAUUAUGGGAAUGCGACGUAUGAUAGGUUGUUGGGGAUUAAGACGGAGGUGGAUAGUGGGUUUGUUUUUUGGAAUCCACAAGCGAUUGGGAAUGUGGGGAUUUUGCCUGUGGGAGUUGGAGAGGAGUAA